AUGGAGGCGAUCCUGGCGUCCAUGGCGGCAGCAACAGGCAAUGCAUCACCGCUCAAGAAAACUGAACCUGUGGCUAAAACAGUUGCAAUCUCCAAGCCUGUAAGCAAGAAGCGCGACCGAGGAACUUCUGCUUCGUCUUUAUCGAGCAUUUGGAACCCGCACGAGGAGAUGUCGCUGGAUUCUGCUGCUCUCAAUAAACUGAUAGAUGCCGCCAAGUCAUGCACAGUAAACCCGGCCAUGGAGAUUGCGCGGCAGCAAAUUGUUCGCGCUCUUUGCAGUAAAAUCCAUUGCGCCAGUGCAGAUUUGGGCAUCGGAAAGCUGCCGAACUCGGUCUACGAGACGUGGCAGUUCACGUCGCAGCUUACCGUAAAAGAGCACGACCCGCUAAUUCCUCACGCCGAGAGCGACUACAGUGGAUUGUUUGAAGAGCUGCGCAAAGCUGGAGCCACCAAGUCUGGAGUUACGAAAAAGUGCAUGGAGCUCACGAAGGAAUCUGAACGGAUGCUGCGCAAAUUCGGUCAGCAGGACUUUGUAGCUGGCAAGAAGAAGGUGCAAGUGGCGGUGAUGGAGGACGACACGCGCCAUUUGACGUACGGGAAAUCCAUGGUGAAGCUCAGCGCGGCGCACUUUGCCAAGCUGCGCGAGUUGUAUGCUCGGAAGCGGGGAUUGGAUGGGAACGGAUCGAGUAUGGCACCGAAGGACCAACGUCAAUUUGAGAGUGCACUGUUUUGCUUGCUGCUGCGUUAUGACUCGCUGAGUGGAGGAGGUUUUCAGGCUGCGCUUAACGAAGAGUGCUUUGAUGUGCUACUGAAAGAAUUCAACUGCAACAUGGAAUGUUUUGCUUCACCGUUGAACUGCCGCUACUCGCGCUUUUGCAGCGCUUUUCUCGACACCGAUUUUGUCUUUGGAAGUGUCGGUAGCUUCUUUGACUUUUCGCCUCGCUCUGGAUGCUAUGAAGCGAAUCCGCCCUUUAUCCCCAAGGUAAUUAAACGCAUGGUAGAUCAUAUGACAGUGCUACUCACUGCUGCCGAUGGGCCUUUGGCGUUUAUCAUCAUCAUCCCGACAUGGCAAAAGACUGAGGGAUGGCAACAACUAAACGCUAGUCGCUUCAACCAAAGGCAUCUCCUUAUCCCACAAAAGCAGCACGGCUACUGUGAAGGCAAGCAGCAGAUCCGAAAGACCCGUUGGCGCAUCGCAUCGUUCGACACGAGUGUGUUCUUCUGGCAAAACGCUAUGGCGUGCAACGAGUGGCCCGUCACGGAGAAGAAGCUUGAGAGUCUGAAACAUGCCUUCAAGUCAAAGCAAGUCGAGGAGCGCGACGCGCUGGGUCUCCGAAAGUCUGGCAAGCGAGUGCGGUCAGCAAAAGGGACUUGA
This is a messenger RNA of Peronospora farinosa, 1374 nucleotides long. The record is from the annotation of a GenBank genome assembly. NCBI's taxonomy places the organism in Eukaryota, Oomycota, Peronosporomycetes, Peronosporales, Peronosporaceae.